AUGUCACAGUGUCAUCAAACAAUUGCUAAUAGUUUUGACAACAAAAACAAAAAAAAAAAAUAUUGUAACAUCGAGGAUUGUGACAGUGAGAAAAUCGAGAAUUGUGACAGUGAGAAAAUCGAGAAUUGUGACAGUGAGAAGGUCGAGAAUUGUGACAUCGAGAAUUGUGACAGUGAGAAAAUCGAGAAUUGUGACAUCGAGAAUUGUGACAGUGAGAAAGUCGAGAAUUGUGACAUCGGGAAUUUUGAUAGUGAGAAAAUCGAGAAUUGUGACAUCGAGAAUUGUGACAGUAAGAAAGUCGAGAAUUGUGACAUCGAGAAUUGUGACAGUGAGAAAGUCGAGAAUUGUGACAUCGAGAAUUGUGACAGUGAGAAAGUCGAGAAUUGUGACAUCGGGAAUUUUGAUAGUGAGAAAAUCGAGAAUUGUGACAUCGAGAAUUGUGACAGUAAGAAAGUCGAGAAUUGUGACAUCGAGAAUUGUGACAGUGAGAAAGUCGAGAAUUGUGACAUCGAGAAUUGUGACAGUGAGAAAGUCGAGAAUUGUGACAUCGAGAAUUGUGACAGUGAGAAAGUCGAGAAUUGUGACAUCGAGAAUUGUAACAGUGAGAAAAAGAAAUUUAAAAAAAAAAAGAAAAAAUCAAAAUUGUAA
Brugia pahangi is the source of this 648-nucleotide messenger RNA. NCBI's taxonomy places the organism in Eukaryota, Metazoa, Nematoda, Chromadorea, Rhabditida, Onchocercidae. The record is from the annotation of a GenBank genome assembly.